AUUUUGUUAUGUGACCCGUAUUGUGUUUGAAAUAAAUUUGGUAAUUUAUUUUCAUAAUGCGUUUAUUGAAGUUGAUAUGCUAUACCAAUUAAUGUUGCUGUCAGUGUGGGAACUGAAUACACAUUGUUUUUUUAUUCUUACAAUUUUUUCACAAAAACAAUUAUGGAAACUCAGGACAGUAACGAAUCUAACGAUUCAUCUGUAACGGAGAAAACAUUACAAACGUUGACUUAUCAUCCGAAUGUUAAUAAUGUUUCUGUUCUACCGUGGGACAGAUUUUCACAAUGGGUUUAUUGCAUCUGUGUUGUUACAUUUGACCUGGAGUUGGGACAAGCCAUGGAGAUGAUUUAUCCAGCUCAUGUAAAGUUAACAGAAAAAGAAAAAUCAAGCAUCUGUUAUAUGGCCUUCCCAGAUUCCAAUUCUGGUUGCAUGGGUAAUACUCAGUUUCACUUCAGAAUGCGUCAAUGUCCUGCAAGAAAACCCAAUAUACCUGCUCAUGAAGAAUACAAUAAGCAUUGUUUGGUGCCUCUUCAGAUUGACUUUUCUCACUUUUUUGGAUUUGUUUAUUUUCGUCAAGUGAAAGACAAAACUAUCCCAAGAGGCUAUUUUCAGAAGUCUAUGGUCUUGUUAACAAAACUUCCAUUGGUUGCUUUGUUUACUGAGGUGUUGGGAAGAAUUGCUCCAUCUUUUUUCUCUUCUGGUGAACCUAGUAUUGAAUCUGCUUGUCAUGAUAUUGAUCAGUGGCCUUCCCCAGUGCCUGGUGUUCCUCUAAGUCUUCCUUUGAUGGGCAAUGUUUUACAGAUUCACAUACCUAGUAGAUUAGACAAUUCAAAUACAUCCCCUGAUGAGACAUUUCAAGAAAAGGCUCCUAUUACUUUUUAUGAAAAAAUUAAUAUUCCUUCAAAUCCAGAUAUUGAUGUUUUUAGGUGCUUUCUUCCCAUUUUGUCACAUAUUCAAUUACUUUGGGAACUAGUAAUUACAUCUGAGCCCAUAAUUGUUAUGGCUAGUUCUCCAGACAUAACCUGUGAUAUGGUCCAGGCUUUAAUAUGCAUGAUCUGGCCACUUCGCUACUGCUGUGAUUAUAGACCUUUUUUUACAAUUCAUGAUAGUGAAUUUAAAGAAUACACUACCAAAGUCCAAGCUCCGCCACCAGUUAUUCUUGGUGUGACAAAUCCAUUUUUUGCCAAAACACUUCAACAUUGGCCACACAUUAUAAGAAUUGGAGAUCUCCAAAAUCCUGAUGGUCCAGCUAAACAGAAAAUAAAAAGAGGAGGGAAUAUUAAAGCUUUAGAUUCUAAACCUGGUUUAUAUACAAGAUACAAACCUUUUCUCAACAAAGAUAAAGAUAUCCUAAAGAAGAUUGUCAAAGUAGGUAUGCAAGGAGAUAAAUUUCAUGAAUCUCAAAAUGCCAUUCUCCGGCAUUUUCUUCUAGAACUUACUCAAAGCUUCAUAAUUCCUUUGGAAAGGUACAUGGCUAGCUUGAUGCCUCUUCAGAAGAAUAUAUCACCUCAUAAAGAUACUCCUAUCCCACGUCCAUUUAAUCCUGAUGAUUUUCUUAAGUCCAUUGAACAUUCUGGACCUCAACUCACAAGUGGAAUUAAAGGAAACUGGAGUGGUUUAUACAGGAGAUUUUUCAGAAGUGCCAAUUUUGCAGGAUGGUAUGACAUGAGGUAUAAGGAAGUAGUUCGUAAGCUUCAAGGUUUGCACAUAGAAGCCAUAUCAGAAGCAAACAUGAUGGCGUGGAUUAGUGAUAAACAAGAAGUAGAAAUAGUGGAUUUGGUUCUUAGGUUACGAAAAAAACUGCUUGCUGCUGAAAGUGGUAAUUUAACUUUGUCUGAAAAAACUGUGGAAAAGCUCCAGUCUCAUGUAAAUAACAUCAUUCAAACAUUACCAGAAGAUUUACAGAAUAUUUUAAACUAAAGAUUCUCAAAGGACUGUUUUUAAACUUUAUUUAUUAGCCGGAAUAUAUAUUGUAGUUUUUCACUUCAACUUUCAUUUUGUAAUUACUUUCAUUAUCAUUUAUUAUUAAUCAGUGUACCUAUUUAUGAAAUUUUGUUAUAUAUCUUGUUCAUUUGAAUGCUACUAGAAAUGGAUUUGUCAUUGCAUUUAUCAUGAAGCUGAAAUGUGUAUUAAUUGAAUUGUGAAUGUAAUCUUACUUUUUUACAUAUAGGUGAUUAAAUUGUGAAACUAUAAUACUAAUCAUAAUAGCAUACAGGCUCAUUUUGUAAAUUUUAUUUGCAUCUACUAAUUUGAACUUUUUCACAUUGUUUGAGAAAAAUAGUUAUUUAUGUUAUUUAAUAACAUAUUUAGUUAAUACUUUAAAAAAAAGACUGUGGAUAUGAAUCAAGAUUUUGAAUUUUCCAUAACUAUUAUGGUUAGCUACAAUCCUGCUUUUGCUAUUGCAUAAGAAUAUUAGUGAUGAAAUGACUAAUUGAAAGAAAAAAAAAUUGUGUAGGAAAUUUUAAUGAAUUUUAUUUUUGAAAGUAAAUUAAUGUUAUUUUUGCAUAAAAGCAGUUAAUGGUUGUAAGCUUUUUGGAUCGUGAUGCAUUUUUUUUAAACAAACUUUUUCAAUAAUUAUUUUAUUUUUCUUGCAAAGGAUUUUUUUUAUCAUUUGAAAUGAUCACAAUUAUAAAUGAAUUAAAUUGUUCUACUAUGAUUUUUUUUUAAACAAGGCAUAUUUAUGUAUAAAUUCUAUUCUUCCCUGC
Messenger RNA from Argiope bruennichi, 2705 nucleotides. RefSeq names its product protein DENND6B-like. NCBI's taxonomy places the organism in Eukaryota, Metazoa, Arthropoda, Arachnida, Araneae, Araneidae. Gene Ontology annotation, cellular component: recycling endosome. Gene Ontology annotation, molecular function: guanyl-nucleotide exchange factor activity. The record is from RefSeq and is a predicted model, not a curated record. The transcript is spliced from 20 exons. Bases 163 to 1920 code for a protein of 585 amino acids.